UUAGCAAAGAAAAAUAAAUAAAAAAAUAAUAAAUAAACAAGUAAAUCAAUUACAUUGAUUGAAUAGAUUAAAAAUGCAAAAACAGAAAUACUGCAUAUUAAAGAAAAAGUGAGGUUGUGUCCAAAGACUCAAUGUCCAUUUAGGAAUGAGACAGCAGAGGGGAAGAAGCUGUUCCUGAAUUGCAGAGUGUGUGCCUUCAUGCUUCUGUACCUCCUACCUGAUGGGAACAGUGGAGGUCUUUAAUAAUGGACACUGCCUUUCUGAGACACCAUUCCUGAGAGAUGUCCUGGUACUUUGUAGGCUAGUGCCCAAGAUGGAGCUGACUAGAUUUACAAACUUCUGCAGCUUCUUUCGGUCCUGUACAGUAGCCCCCCCCCCCCCUCCAUACCAGACAGUGAUGCAGCCUGUCAGAAUGCUCUCCAUGGUACAUCUAUGAAAGUUUUUGAGUGUAUUGUUGACAUGCCAAAUCUCUUCAAACUCAUAAUAAAGUAUAGCCGCUGUCUUGCCUUCUUUAUAGCUGCAUUGAUAAUGUUGAGACCAGGUUAGAUCCUCAGAGAUCUUGACACCCAGGAACUUGAAGCUGCUCACUCUCUCCACUUCUGACCUCUCUGAGGAUUGGUAUGUGUUCCUUUGUCUUACCCUUCCUGAAGUCCACAAUCAGCUCUCUCGUCUUACUGACGUUGAGUGCAAGGUUGUUGCUGCGGCAUCACUCCAUUAGUUGACAUAUCUCACUCCUGUACACCCUCUCAUCACCACCUGAGAUUCUACUAGCAAUGGUUGUAUUGUCAGCAAAUUUAUAGAUGGUAUUUCAGCCACACAGUCACAUGUACAGAGAGAGUAGAGCAGUGGGCCAAGCACACACCCAAGGUGUACCAGUGUUGAUCCUCAGCGAGGAAGAUAUGUUAUCACCAAUCCAUAAAUUCUUGUGAGUAUGAUACUUUCCUGUAAUAGCCUUUACUUCCUCUCAUAAUUCACAGAGUGAGAUUAAGGUUGCCUUGUGUAUCAGAAUGAAACUAGGUUCACUUUAUUAUAUAUCUCCAGAAUUUUCACGGAAAAGUUUUAAACAUCACAUUUCAUUUUAAGUUAUGCAGUUUGAAAUCUAAAUUCUCUGAUAAAUGCCAGUUUGAAUUCCAAUUAUUCAAAGGUUUGGUGAGCCAUUGCUUGUAACCCUUACACUUAUUUUUAUAGUCGGACAGUGGGUACCUGGAGAUCCUGAUGCUGUUUUGGACUCUUCUCCUACAAAAAGAUUUAUAUAGAUUGAAGAUUCACCAGACUGAUCCCUGAGAUAACAAGGCAAUAGUAUGAGAUGACAUUUAUUCAGUGGAGUUGAGAAGAAUGAGAAGAGAUCUCAUUCAAUGGUCCAAAAUUCUGAUAGGCCUUGACAGACUGGUCAUUCCCCUGGCUCUGGAUUCCAGUACAUACUGGUGGUCAGCGUCUCAACAUACAGGGCAAGAUAUUUAGGACUGUGCUGAAAUUCACUCUCGGAGGAUGGUUCUCCACUCAAAGUCAUUGAAUAUUAUUAAGGAGAUGGAUAGAUUGGGUAGACAAACUACAUGAAAGAUUAGGGAAACCUAGCAGGAACGUUGUAUUGGGAUAUUGGAUUAUUAGAGACCAUGUUGAAUGGUGGAGGAGACUUGCAGCAUUUUGCCGUUUGCCAUCUACCUUCUCUCAUUUUUCACUAUUUUUUAUGACCAGUUAUAUCUACAGAGGUAAGGCAAAAUACCCCAAACAAGAGAUGCCCAAAGCAUUAUCCUGAUACAAAAGGGGACUUAAUUAAUGAUUAAAAAAAACAAAUCACAUUGAUGUAAAAUAAGCAAAACAACAGCGUUCCUUUGGUAGAAACUAGUCAAUACCCAUCCAUAUGUGUUUAAAGGUUCAAAGGGUCAUUUGGCAAGCUUGUUAUGUACAAUGACACGCCAGGAUACACUAUGCCAUUUGGAAAGCUUCUGACUCAAGAUGUAACACUGCCACAUGGGACACUGCAGCGCUUACAUGCAGACAAAUAGGACUCCCGCAAUCUCCCGAGGGAAAUUCUUCGAAUCGCUCCGCUGCCCGUGAUUCAUUCUCAGUUCAUCUUGCGCUGGAGGUUACUGCAAUCUGUCUUUUUUUGAAAAAUAAUUCAGACGCAGUUGUCACUAUAACACCGUCACGAGAAGAAAUUUAAAAAUAACAUCUUGCAGGUUGCUGAAGGCGAAAGAUUAAGCGAGCAGCAGACGGGUCGGGACACUUGUGCCCUUUUAAGCUUCGGGCUGACUCACUCCACUUCCUGGUUGCGUCGGGGCCGGAGAACAACAUCUGGCGCUGGCGACACGGGAUGCGAGCACGGCGGCUGUAGCCUCCGCCGGCUCAGUCACCGAGUGAGGGACGAGGCCCCCGAACGGCUGCCAUGGCGACCGUAACGUGCAGGGUCCAGUUUCUGGACGACGUGGACCCGUUCGUCUGCACCAACUUCCCCGAGCCCAGGAGACCGCCGGUUUACAACCUGUACGAAGCCAUCCCCCUCGUCGCGCAAGUCGCGGGCGUUCACAGGCUGCUGGAUGCCCCGCUCAAGUUGGAAGACUGUGCACUGCAGAUAGGUCCAAAUGGAAAUUACUUGGAUCUGGAAUUGUCACUGGAUGAACAGAGAGAUGAUCUUGAAGCAUUUUUUGAAGAAGUUGGCAAAGGGAGGCGUCCCACCCUCAUCCUCCGGACACAGCUGUCGAUACGGGUUCAUGCCAUUAUAGAAAAGCUGUACAACUCAACCGGUCCUGAUUUAAGAAGAUCACUUUUCUCCUUGAAACAGCUAUUUCAGGAUGACAAAGAUCUUGUGCCCGAGUUUGUCAAUGCUGAAGGACUGACAUGCCUCAUCAAAGUGGGAGCGGAAGCAGACCAGAACUACCAGAACUACAUCUUAAGAGCUGUAAGCCAGAUAAUGCUGUUUGUGGAUGGAAUGAAUGGAGUCAUUAGCCAUAAUGAGACUGUCCAAUGGCUGUACACUCUGACAGGGAGCAUGCACCGCUUGGUGGUGAAGACUGCUCUGAAACUCCUGUUGGUGUUUGUGGAAUAUACAGAGAGCAACGCUGUUCUUCUGAUCCAAGCUGUCAACAUUGUGGAUGAUAAAAGAUGCACCAAGAAAUGGACGAGCUUAGUUGAAAUUCUGGAGGAGAAGAAUGGGGCUGAUUCUGAGCUGCUUGUUUUCACUAUGACACUUAUUAACAAGACCCUAGGAGCUCUUCCAGACCAGGAUUCAUUCUACGAUGUUACUGAUUGUCUUGAGCAACAGGGAAUGGAAAACAUCAUCCAAAGGCACAUGAGUAAUAAAGGAACUGACCCAGACUUAAAGCAGCAGUUUACCAUUUAUGAGAAUGCGCUGAAGCACGAGGAUGGUGAAGAUGAUGGGAACACUCCAAAUGCACGGCGGGAUAGAAGGAAGCUGACUGCUAAUGUCGAUGAUGGACGAAAAAACAGACGAUCUGCAGGACAAAAUAUGGCCGAGCUGACACCAACCAGGCCAGCGGAGGCUACUGUUCACAAACUCGCCCCUGAAGGAAUGAGCCCCAGCAGUCACACAACAUAUGACAUUAAGUCUUCAAAGGCGAUUUACAUCCAUCCAGAGCAACCUGACAACCAAACACAACCUACAAUAACUUCAACCGCACCUGCAAGCCCAGAAAGAGACCUAAACUCGCCAUCUGCAAACCAAGAGCCUGCUGUGCAAAAUGUGUCUUCUUCAUUUAAUAAGUCAGAUCUGUUGAACAUAUCCUCAGAAAAGAAAACUGUGAAGGUGGGCCCUGGAGAAAGAAGUAUUUUCAAGGCUGAGUGGAUUCCUAUUAGGGAUAAGCCAGUUCUCAAAAAAUAUGAAAAUCGCUUUUUAGAAAAUCUUGCUGCAUCGCAAAAAGAGAGGGAUGCCAACAAGCAGCAGUCACCUCAUGUGAUGUCUACGUUCACAGUCAGAACCCCUGAUGUCGAGGCACUAAGUGAAAAGGAACAACAGAAUGAAGCGCUAAAUGAAAGAGAAACUUGCUCAGCCUCCAGCAGCUCCUCGACCAGCAGUACGUUGGAGAGGGAAGAGAGAGAAGACAGACAGGCGGGCAAUAAUGAGACAGCAGGUCAAUGCCUUAUCCGCCAGUCCAGCCUGGAGCAGUGCAGUGCUAUCUCCAGUGACAAGAAGUUUAUGCUGGACAUGUUAUAUGCCAAAACCAAGGCCAGCAGCUCGAAGGUAACCCAGGAGGAGGUCUCUACUGCAAGUGAGAAGAAACUUGCAGAGGAGGCUUUGAUGGAAUCCACAGCAAGUUUGAUGGAACGCUUUUCCAAGCAGGACAUCCAUCAGAAUGAGGAAAGUCAAAAGAAACCCAUCACUGAAAGCAUUGCUGGGAAUGUAAAAGCCACUUUGGAGAAAUUUGCUGAACCUCAGAUCAAGACUUUGAAGCAACAGUUUAGUAUUGAGGCUGAACUGAAUGAGAAAAAUGUAGAGAAAACUCCUAUAAUUAUGCCAUUGAAGAAGGACUCUGAAUACAUGUGGGAUCAGCUUGAAGCAAGUCCAAGAAAGCUGAAGAUCAAAGAUUUAGACUUUACAGACCUACGAGAUGAGGAGGACGUAGAUGUUUUGGAUGCAGACUCUGACGUGGUUGAUAAGCAAGCUGUUCCAUCACUUGGUAGCUCAAUGGUUCCACCUCCCCCACUACCCCCUGCACCUCCCGGGUGUCUGUCACCUCCACCUCCACCACCGCUACCGCCACCACCACCACCAUCUUUCGGAUUAGUUCCUAGCCCUCCUGCCCCUCCUGCCCCUCCUCCACCCCCACCUUCCAGUUUGUCAUCACCCCAGGGAGCAGACUCUGCAUUUACAAAGAAGAGAAAAACUGUUAAGCUCUUCUGGAAGGAACUAAGGCAACCAGAACGCCCUUUCAGGAGCUGUAAAUUUGGCCGGGGAACAGUCUGGUCUUCCUUAGAUAAAGUAACUGUGGACACUACUAAGCUAGAACACUUGUUUGAAUCUAAAGCAAAGGAACUACCUUCAAAGAAAGGAGGCGAGGCCAAGAAGCAAGGGUUAAUCGUACUAGAUCCAAAGAGAAGCAAUGCAAUUAACAUUGGCCUUACAGUGUUGCCUCCAGUGCACAUCAUAAAAAAUGCUAUCCUCAACUUUGAUGAAUAUGCAAUCAACAAAGAGGGGAUUGAGAAAAUCCUGACUAUGGUUCCCACUGAAGAAGAGAAACAGAAGAUCCAAGAAGCUCAGUUGGCAAAUCCUGAUGUUCCCCUCGGUUCAGCUGAGCAGUUCCUUUUAACCUUGGCCUCCAUCAAUGGGAUCAAGGCAAGGCUGCAGCUCUGGGCUUUUAAACUGGACUAUGAGGCCAUGGAAAAGGAAAUAGCCGAGCCAUUGUUUGACUUGAAACUUGGAAUGGAGCAGCUUGCAAAGAAUAAGACCUUUAAAUCACUUCUGGCAACUCUGCUUGCUAUUGGAAAUUUUCUGAAUAACUCUAGUGCCAAGGGAUUUGAACUGAGUUAUUUGGAGAAAGUAUCUGAAGUAAAGGAUACUAUCCAGAGGCAAUCGUUGCUGUAUCACACGUGUAACCUGGUAGUGGAGAACUUCCCAGACACAACAGAUGUGUAUUCAGAAAUUGCCGCGAUUGCAAGAUCUGCCAAGGUUGACUUUGACCAACUGGCAGAAAGUCUUGUUCAGCUGGAGAGGAAAUGCAAAGCUUCAUGGGAUCACUUGAAGGUUAUCGCAAAGCAUGAAACAAAGCCUGUCUUAAAAAAUAAAAUGACAGAAUUUCUAAAGGACAGCACAGAAAGGAUUAUAAUCCUCAAAGUGGUACAUCGUAGAAUUAUAAACAGAUUCCAUUCUUUUCUCUUGUACCUUGGUCAUCCUUCAAACACCGCUCGGGAGCUGAAGAUUACCAAGUUCUGUAAAAUAAUUAGUGAAUUUGCACUGGAGUACCGGACCACCCGAGAGAGGGUACUACAGCAGAAGCAGAAGCGAGCUGCUUACCGAGAGAGGAACAAGACACGGGGCAAAAUGAUCACAGAGACGGCAAAAUUCUCUACUGCGGCCGGUAGUACUGAGAGCACCCAAGCACCUGACUUGUCAGAUCCCCAGCUGCAGGCAGACGAAGCACAUGAAAACAUGAAAAAUCUUUUGACUACUCCAGAGCCACAAACUCGAAGGAGCAGAGGCAAUAGGUCUGUUGGACGAAUCAGCCCACCAAAUCUUUCUACCCCUAAAGAUGAAGCAGCAAGUCCAGCUGAUGAUGCUACUGAUGAAAUCAUGGACCGCCUGGUAAAAUCUGUCACACAGAAUCCGAAUCAAAGGGCAUCUACUCCCAAGGAACGCAAAAGAUCGAGAGCAAACAGGAAAUCCUUGCGAAGAACACUGAAGAGUGGCCUGACCCCUGAUGUAGUCCAAGCACUGGGUUUGUCUAAAGCAUCAGAAGUCGAAGUGUAAAUCAACUUGAAUACAGAUGAAACAAAAUUUGGUGCCUUAGCAUUCAGACGUCUAAGCUAACUACAAAAUAUACAGAAAUCAUGAUUGUAUUUCUUAGAUUUGUGACAAGCUCCGGAACUUUACCCUUAAUUGUUAUGAUGAACUUGGGCCUUAUCUUCACAUAUUGUUGGAUAGAAUCUUGUAUUGAACAUAAGUCAUUUUCAGAGCGUUCACAAAAUUCAAUAGUCCAUCUCAUUCUAGGUAAUGGAUUUGAAGGGCAAAGUAGUCAUAAAUAUCCCUUCUCCAUUUAAGCACCAGCCAAUAUUUUCUGCCUAAGUUAUAAGCAUUCAAAUAAAAACCUGCAUUCGUAUCCUUACCCAAACACCUUUAUUCAGUACUUUAUUGAAGGCAGUGAUCCUUGCUGGAGUACAGUCCUCUGGAUAUUGCUCACUUUCCAGUAGCUUACAGGCAUGAACUUGAAUAGUUGUGAUGGAAAGCAAUUGGAAGAUGAUCUUCCCAAUUCAGCUUGACCCUGUCCUCAUCGAAAGUGCACUUGUGCACUUUUAGAGGAAACUCUUUAUGCAAGCACUAGCCUGUCGAGAUAUUGAGAGCCCACUCUUUCCACUGUUGGCAGUAAUUAACAAACUGACUCCAGACCAGGGAUUGAACUUCUGGUUUUUUAUGGCUCACCCAAUGUGUUUUAUCCCCUUGAGCCAACAGGGUUUGCCACUAAACUUUAAAUACUAUAGAGAUUUAUUAACUUUGGGUUUAAUGUUACAAUUUUGUCUACAACCGUGUUUUAAUGUUGUAAAAUUGCUGGUUUUUUAACCAUGUUAUAAAAAUAUUUUCAACUGACAGGGUGGAGAAAUGUAGUGAAUAAUAAUGAAUUACUACAUUGUAGUUAAAACAAAAAAAGAAUAAAGUCUAUUUGUUUGUUAAGAUAACAAUAAAAGUGUAUUUGGAGGUGUCUUGAUGUAGCAUGAUAAAAAAAUCUGAUAUCAGAUAUGCACAGACCAGCACACUCUGUGUUAUCCAUAUUAUUGGAUAUAAAUUUGCACUUGGAAGUCACCUUUAUCUUUAUGGCAGUAUUAAGAUCACACUUUAAAAACCACUAAUUGUGACAGCUCAAUAAAUACGGUGGAUUCUGGUUAAUUGGGACACAUCAGGACCAGUACUUUUUGGCCCAAUUAACAGCUGCCCCGUAAGCCUUCAUGGAAAUAGCUAAAAGGUAUAACAAAGAUAAACUACCAUUUCAAUGAGUAACAAAUCGUGCAUUUGAAUAAAAUACAGAACAAAUUAGAGCACUACCCAUGCUACUACAGUAUUAUAAAACUAUGUAUUAGUUCUAACAGAAGGACUCAUUGCUGCCGCAUUCUUUUGAUUGACUGUAAAUGGUCAAAGUUAGCACAGACACCUAGUGCAGAUACUGGACUGCCUUCUUUGCUUUCCUGUGUAAAAGCAUGGUGUUGUGUCUAACAGCCACGCAAGUACACACAGCUAAUGCUAGUUAGAACCUGAUCGGUGACAGUCUCUUGUCCCAAUUAAGCAGCAUCGUGUCCCAAAUAAACAAAGGGAAUCCAGGUUAUUUUAACAAAUUAGUUUUUAUUCUUUAAGAGUUGUCCCAAAUAAAGGGCUGCUUCGAUUAAUCAAUGAACCAAUUAACUGGAAUCCACUAUAAGUUGCAGAAUUAUUCUGACUGCAAUGUAUAAUGCUCCAAAUGCACCUUUCCUUGAGUGUUUUGCAAGCUGACGUAAACAAACAUGCAGAUUUAAACAAUGUAUUCACUGUUACAAAUGUGUACCAUUCUACUUUUUUUAUAUAAAAAAGUCAAUUGUCCUCUAGGAUUGUUCAAUGUAUUUUGAUAAACUUUAUUUUUAUUGUUUUUGAAUGUUUGUAUUAUUGCAGCAAUUAAAUAUUUCACAUUUUU
Messenger RNA from Hypanus sabinus (Atlantic stingray), 8327 nucleotides. RefSeq names its product formin homology 2 domain containing 1 (gene fhod1). NCBI's taxonomy places the organism in Eukaryota, Metazoa, Chordata, Chondrichthyes, Myliobatiformes, Dasyatidae. The record is from RefSeq and is a predicted model, not a curated record. Bases 2387 to 6421 code for a protein of 1344 amino acids. Gene Ontology annotation, molecular function: actin filament binding. Gene Ontology annotation, biological process: actin filament network formation; cortical actin cytoskeleton organization. The transcript has 24 exons. Gene Ontology annotation, cellular component: cytoskeleton; cytoplasm.